AUGGAGACGACCAAGGUUGCUUCAUUCAAUCGUGUCAACGAGCUUAAAGCUUUCGACGAGACAAAGACAGGUGUGAAAGGACUCGUAGACGCUGGAAUAACACAGCUUCCACGCAUCUUCCACGACUCACCUUCCAACUUAGCAAACCCCAAACCACUUUCCUCUGACUUGCUACAUCUCACAACGAUACCAACGAUAGAUCUCGGAGGAAGAGUCUUUGAGGACGAGACUAAGCGCAAUAAUACCAUUGAUGGAGUUAAAGAAGCAGCAGAGAAGUGGGGUUUCUUCCAGGUGGUCAACCAUGGAGUUUCACUCGAUCUUCUUGAGAGGAUGAAAGAUGGAGUUCGUGGGUUUAACGAGCAAGCCCCUGAAGCGAAGAAACAAUUCUAUAGCCGAGAUUUCAAUAAAGAGUUUGUGUAUACAAGUAACUUCGAUCUCUACACUUCAUCAGCUGCAAGUUGGAGAGACACUUUCUCUUGUUACAUGGCUCCAAAUCCUCCAAAACCACAGGAUCUGCCAGAGAUUUGUAGGGAUGUUAUGUUGGAAUACUCAAAGGAAGUUAUAAGUUUGGGAGAGUUUCUGUUUGAGCUUUUAUCAGAAGCAUUAGGGUUGAACCCUAAUCACCUCAAUGAGAUCGAGUGCUCCAAGGGCUUGCGUAUGCUUUGCCAUUACUACCCACCAUGUCCAGAGCCUGACCUAACAUUAGGCGCAAGUAAGCACAGCGACAGCUCUUUUAUUACCGUCCUCCUUCCGGAUCAGAUAGAAGGGCUUCAAGUUCUCCGUGAAGGGUACUGGUUCGAUGUUCCUUCUGUUCCUGGUGCACUGAUCAUCAACGUUGGAGACCUUCUGCAGCUUAUAACAAACGACAAGUUCAUCAGUUUGGAACAUAGAGUCUUGGCAAACAGAGCCACAGGAGCUCGAGUUUCGGUCGCAUGUUUCUUCACAACCGGCAUUAGACCGAACCCUAGAAUUUACGGACCCAUUAGAGAGCUUGUGUCUGAAGAUAACCCUCCAAAGUACAGAGAGAUCACCGUUAAGGAGUUCGCUGCUCACCGUAGUGCCAAAGGACUUGACGGAACGUCUGAUUUGCUCCACUUUAGAAUAUGA
Molecule: messenger RNA, 1107 nt
Organism: Eruca vesicaria subsp. sativa (arugula)
Lineage: Eukaryota; Viridiplantae; Streptophyta; Magnoliopsida; Brassicales; Brassicaceae
Source: the annotation of a GenBank genome assembly